AUGAUUAGUGCAGAGGCCCCCAUUUUAUUUGCGAAAGCUGCUGAAUUAUUUAUUCGCGAGCUCACUUUACGUGCUUGGAUUCACACUGAGCGCAACCGUCGUCGAACACUGCAACGGAAUGACAUUGCGAUGGCCGUCAGCGAUGGUGAUACGGAUCAGUUUGACUUCCUGAUCGAUAUCGUUCCUAGAGAAGAAGCGCGAGGGCAUCGUCGUGUAAGUGUCCCUAUUUGCCAGGGUAAUAAUAUCAGCAACAUCAGCCGUGGGUCAUUUUUUCGUUAUUUAUAA
Echinostoma caproni is the source of this 285-nucleotide messenger RNA. Lineage: Eukaryota; Metazoa; Platyhelminthes; Trematoda; Plagiorchiida; Echinostomatidae. The record is from the annotation of a GenBank genome assembly.